CAGGCUACCGCGCUCCCCUUGCUCAGUCUGACUGGCCCCAUGUUACUGAGCGGAGCUCCUCCCGCGGGCUCUGGCCCGGGCCCGCGGGCUCAGGGAAGCGCUGGAGGCGGCCCGGGGGGGUCCCGCCGGGGCGCUGGCGGUGCUGGAGCAGGCCCAGGAGGGGGCGGCAGCGGCGGAGUAGCGAAGUGGCUCCGGGAGCAUCUGGGGUUCCGCGGGGGGAGCGGCGGAGGAGGUGGGGGCAAGCCGGCGCCCCCGGAGCCCGACUACCGUCCCCCUGCGCCUUCCCCGGCCGCACCCCCCGCGCCGCCCCCCGAUAUCCUGGCCGCCUACAGGCUGCAGCGAGAGCGCGACUUCGAAGACCCCUACUCCGGGGGAUCGUCCGGCUCCAUAGCCCUCGCCACCCCCGUAGCCCCCGGCCCCACGCCGCCCCCGCGCCACGGUUCACCCCCGCACCGCCUUAUUCGGGUCGAGACCCCUGGGCCCCCAGCUCCCCCUCCCGAUGAGCGGAUCUCUGGACCCCAAUCCAGCAGCGAUAGGCUGGCAAUCCUAGAAGACUAUGCAGACCCCUUUGAUGUUCAGGAAACUGGUGAAGGUGCAGCAGGACCUUCAGUAGCCCCAGAGAAGGUCCCUGAAAAUGAUGGCUACAUGGAGCCCUAUGAGGCCCAAAAGAUGAUGGCUGAGAUCCGGGGCUCCAAGGAGACGGCAACCCAGCCCUUGCCACUGUAUGACACACCCUAUGAGCCAGAGGAGGAGGGGGUCACCCCAGAAGGUGAGGGAGCCACUUGGCCCCGGGAGUCCCGCCUGCCUGAGGAUGAUGAGAGGCCCCCAGAGGAGUAUGACCAGCCCUGGGAGUGGAAGAAGGAGCGGAUUUCCAAAGCCUUUGCAGUUGACAUAAAGGUCAUCAAAGACCUACCUUGGCCUCCGCCCGUGGGACAGCUGGACAGCAGCCCCUCCCUGCCUGACGGGGACAGGGACAUCUCCGGUCCAGCCUCACCCCACCCUGAGCCCAGCCUGGAGGACAGCAGCGCCCAGUUUGAAGGACCAGAGAAGAGCUGCCUGUCACCUGUCCGGGAGGAGAAAGGGCGGCUACCUCCCCGACUCUCUGCAGGGAACCCUAAGUCAGCCAAGCCUCUAGGCCCAGAGCCCAGCAGCCCCCUGGGGGAGUGGACAGACCCAGCACUGCCUCUGGAAAACCAGGUCUGGUACCACGGGGCCAUCAGCCGAACAGACGCCGAGAACCUGCUCCGGCUGUGCAAAGAGGCCAGCUACCUGGUGCGCAACAGUGAGACCAGCAAGAAUGACUUCUCUCUCUCCCUCAAGCGUCCUGACAUAUCUGAGAGACAGCCCCUGCUCUGUAGGAGGAAACCAACAAGCUGCAGCAUCCAGUUGAGAAGGAUUCUGUCACUCACUAGCUGUGUGAUCUGGGGCCCCCUUAUCCUCUGUAGGCCUCAGUUGCCUUAUAAUAAAAUGGAAUGGUAAUAUUCGCCAUAGGGAAGGAUUAAAUGAAAUAAUAUAUGAGAUGCACUUAGCAUGGUGCUCAAUAAAUUAUCACCAUCACCAUUGUUAAUGGAAGUACAAGAUGUUCCAGAAGUGCAGACAAGGAGAUAGAGGAGCUUUGGCUGAGGGAGUCUUAAAGGAUAAGAUGGGAGGCUGGGACUUGGGAGGAGGACAGGGCAGUAGACACAGAGCUACUCCUGUUUACUCUGAGGAAGUAUAUGUUUGGAGCAGAGUCCUGGAAGAGGUGGCAGAGGCUGGGCCCUCCCUUUCUGUUAGCCCUGCUCCCUAUAACAAAUAUGCACAGUCCAGCCUCAGCCUUCUAGGUUUCCUGGGGGACCAACCAGUCUGCCUUUUGGUGACCAGGAGUUCUGCAGACCACCUGAGGCAACCAUUUUACUUCCCCACUUUACCAGCAGACACCUACCUACACCACUUUGUACUGCAUUCUCUGAGGGCAUUAGAUAUAGGUACAUACCCCCCCCCUUAUUUAAGCAAAUCCAAUCUGUGGAAAUGUGGGAUUACUGAACCUGAUACCUUUAGGGGAUGAUUAUUCAACUUUACUGAAAGAUUGUGGAAAAAGUACCAAACCAUGGUUAGGUAACUUGAGUUCUCUUCUUGAGUUUGAUAAAACUGUGUGACCUUAGACAAACCCCUUAACCUCUCUGGCCUUGGUUUCUCCAUUUGCAAAUCUUUUAGAACACUCUUAGAUUUCUUCCAGCUUUCAUAUUCUAGGGGUUUGCAGAUUAUAAAACCAAAGGAGCACUUUGGAAAAAUUCAUUUGUCAAAAUUUUGAUUUAUAUAACUUUAGGUGAGUAUAUUACUUUAAAAAUUGUAGUUAAAAUUAAUGGAGCAUACCCAAGCAGCAUGUAUACCAUCUCCAAACCAACUACCAUCCUGCCAGAUAGAUCUCCUUUAUACACAUUCAAGAGGUUUGUGACUUGGUCAAGGUCCCUAACAGGGCAUGGCUGUGCCCACCUAUAGACCCAUCUACUCAGGAGGGAGACUUGAGGCAGGAGGAUCACCUCAGCCCCAGAGUUCAAGGCAACAUAGACCAUGUCUCAAAAUAAAAUAAAAAAUAAAUAAAUACAAAUAAAGUCCCCACAUUGGAAUUUGAACCCAGCUGUGUCUGACUCUUAAGAACACAGUUGGGGUGACUGGCUCCACCCCUCAUCAAGUGCCAAAUGCCUGGAGUCUGGUACUGUCCAGUGUCUGGCUCCCUGGGGAGGAACUAAGGAGUAGAGCUAAACCAGGAAUGGAGGGCUGCCUUUUACUACUGGGGAGUGAAAAGGGGAGCCCUUCCUGGACGCCUGCUCCAGCCCUGGCUGGUCAGACCUCCCCAGCAUCUGUCUGCCAGAGCCUCGUUUGCAUAUAAAUGGUUUCUCUGAAAUACAAUUAUGGUUUCUCUUUUCUCCCUAAUGGAAGGGCUUUCACUGGUAAUUAAACAGC
Sciurus carolinensis (gray squirrel) is the source of this 2943-nucleotide messenger RNA. It is a transcript of the gene Shf, whose product is annotated as Src homology 2 domain containing F. Bases 40 to 1479 code for a protein of 479 amino acids. The record is from RefSeq and is a predicted model, not a curated record. The transcript has 7 exons. Gene Ontology annotation, molecular function: phosphotyrosine residue binding. NCBI's taxonomy places the organism in Eukaryota, Metazoa, Chordata, Mammalia, Rodentia, Sciuridae.